Solea senegalensis (Senegalese sole) is the source of this 2002-nucleotide messenger RNA. RefSeq names its product solute carrier family 25 member 36-A. Gene Ontology annotation, biological process: pyrimidine nucleotide import into mitochondrion. Lineage: Eukaryota; Metazoa; Chordata; Actinopteri; Pleuronectiformes; Soleidae. Gene Ontology annotation, molecular function: pyrimidine nucleotide transmembrane transporter activity. The transcript is spliced from 7 exons. The record is from RefSeq and is a predicted model, not a curated record. Gene Ontology annotation, cellular component: mitochondrion. Bases 397 to 1332 code for a protein of 311 amino acids.
AUUCGACGACCCGACCCACAGGAGUCCACUGAGACUGGAUGCGUCGUUGUUGUGUCCACGCAGUCGCGGAUAUUUGCUCCCGACGAGGCUGGACUGAGCUCACGCACACCGGGGACCCACGCUAUGGUGGAUCAUUAUCAUCCUGCUUCACAAGGAGACGCCGCGGAGCUGUCGCUCUGGCACCGACAGUUACCGACGGAAGCCCACUAGCUCCGAUAGCUCCUUACGCAAGCUAGCAACGUUAGCUGUUAACAUAAAAGCCACUGACCUCAAACACAUCGAAGGAACAUUCUCGGUGUUGGACACUUGCUAGGUUGGGACGUCAUUGUCCCCCAGGUGUGCUCCCGUUGUCUCAGCGUGGCGUGUCCCGUGGACGGUCCCUGAAUAUGAUAUACAAUGAGUCAAAGAGAAACUUUGGUUCAUCUGUUUGCUGGAGGAUGUGGAGGCACAGUCGGAGCCAUAUUGACUUGUCCUCUAGAAGUCGUGAAGACACGACUACAGUCGUCCUCCAUCACCCUCUACGUGUCUGAGGUUCAGCUCAGUGCAGUCAACGGGGCCAGUGUGGCUCGCAUGACCCCUCCAGGCCCCCUGCACUGUCUCAAAUUGAUUUUGGAGAAAGAAGGCCCUCGCUCACUCUUCAGGGGGUUGGGACCAAACUUGGUGGGCGUGGCACCCUCCAGAGCCAUCUACUUUGCUGCUUACUCCGCUGCCAAAGAGAAGCUGAAUGGCUUGCUGGAGCCUGACUCCAUACAAGUUCACAUGGUGUCAGCAGCAGCGGCAGGUUUCACAGCCAUCACCACAACUAAUCCAAUAUGGCUCAUAAAGACUCGUCUGCAGCUGGAUGCAAGGAACCGCGGCGAGCGCAGGAUGAGUGCGUUUGAGUGCGUGCGGAGGGUGUACCAGACCGACGGCCUGCGAGGCUUCUACAGAGGGAUGUCGGCCUCCUACGCCGGCAUCUCAGAGACUGUGAUCCACUUUGUGAUCUAUGAGAACAUUAAACGGCGCCUCAUUGAGGCCAAGGCCCCACAGAACAUGGAGGAGGACGAGGAGGUGACCAGAGAUCCGUCCGACUUUGUUGGGAUGAUGCUCGCCGCUGCCACCUCCAAGACCUGUGCCACAACUAUCGCUUAUCCUCACGAAGUGAUCCGCACCAGGCUACGUGAAGAGGGCACAAAGUAUCGCUCCUUUUUCCAGACUUUAACAACUGUGCCCAAAGAAGAGGGCUAUCGCGCCCUGUACCGAGGCCUCACCACUCACCUGGUGCGGCAGAUUCCCAACACCGCCAUCAUGAUGUGCACCUAUGAGUUGGUGGUCUACCUCCUGAACGGCUAAGGUCCCGCCCGUCUCUUCAGACAUGUGUAUGUGUAACCCUGCUCCUGUUUAAAGAGGGAGCAAAGGACAUAAAAAAGAGCUACUGCACACCAGUUAGCCAGAGGACAGGGACAGCCUCACAGCCACCUUUCUGCUCAGCGAUGAGAGCGCUUGUUAAAAAUAAGUCUGUACUUUGUUUCGUAUCCAAAGGGUCAAACGCGAGGGGGAUUGAAAGGGUCGUUGCGUCCGGUUUUCACUGUUUUUGAUUUCCAUUCCAUCCCCUUUUUCCCUUUGGUUGUAAACACGACAGCCUCAGAUUCAGAGGGCUGAAGGAAGGAAGUUAUUCUGCCUUUAAUCACAGAGAAAUACAAAGAUUAGUCUUUGCAACAUCGCGAUUUGUUGUCGUGCUGCAUUUCAACAGCUGUCCAGACUCAGUCGUGAGCAAGCCAGCGUUCAGUAGUUGGUAUAAGAGAGAGAGUAAAGUGAAUGUGCCUUGUGUGAAGACGGGAUGUACAGUAGUAAAUGAUUAAUGGGUGCUGGAGGAGGCGGAGCUUAGAUAAAAAUGUUAUGCUCUCUUACAUAAGCACAAGGUGGAGGCUUUAAUUAUAACUAGCUCCCACGCUUGUUACAGAGGUCCUUUAGUUUUUCUUCUGUCUUUGCGCUCGCACAAAAACUCAUUUAAUGCAUCGAA